AUGGUGCAUGUGCUGUCCGAGACCGGGGGCCCCAAAGGCAGAGACUACUGCGUCCUCUACAACCCGCAGUGGGCCCGCCUGCCGCUCGACCUCGGCAAAGCGGUCCCCCCAGGAGGCAACAAGACGCAGUACGACGAGAUCGGCAUUCCCGUGGCCCUGCUCAGCUACAAAGACAUGCUGGACAUUUUCGAGACUUUCGGCCGGGUGGUACGGGCAGCACUGUACGCCCCCAAGGAGCCCAUGCUGGACUACAACAUGGUCAUCAUCUUCAUCAUGGCUGUGGGCACCGUUGCCCUCGGGGGCUACUGGGCCGGGAGCCGGGACGUGAGGAAGAGGUACAUGAAACACAAGCGGGACGACGGGCCCGAGAAGCACGAGGACGAGGCCGUGGACGUGACGCCCGUCAUGAUCUGUGUGUUUGUGGUCAUGUGCUGCUCCAUGCUGGUGCUGCUUUACUACUUCUACGACCAGCUCGUCUACGUCAUCAUCGGCAUCUUCUGCCUGGCCUCCUCCACGGGCCUCUACAGCUGCCUGUCGCCGCUCCUCCAGAGGCUGCCGUUCUGCAGAUGCAGGGUCCCCAACAACAGCCUGCCCUACUUCCACAAGCGCCCUCAGGUCUGCAUGCUGCUCCUGGCGCUGCUGUGCGUGGCCGUCAGUGUGGUGUGGGGCGUCUUCCGGAACGAGGACCAGUGGGCUUGGAUCCUUCAGGACGCGCUGGGCAUUGCCUUCUGCCUCUACACCUUGAAAACCAUACGCCUCCCCACGUUCAAGGCCUGCACGCUGCUGCUGCUGGUGCUGUUCAUCUACGACGUCUUCUUCGUGUUCAUCACGCCCUUCCUGACCAAGGUGGGCUCCAGCAUCAUGGUGGAGGUGGCAACCGGGCCGUCAGACUCGGCCACCCACGAGAAGGUAUGUGGUGCCCGCAGCCGAGGUGCUGAGCAAGCGGAGUGAGUGCGGGCUGGCGGGUCCUGGACACGCUGCCCCUCUCCCCAGCUCCCCAUGGUGCUGAAGGUGCCCAGACUCAACGCCUCGCCGCUGGCCCUGUGUGACCGGCCCUUCUCCCUCCUGGGCUUCGGGGACAUCCUGGUCCCAGGGCUGCUCGUGGCCUACUGCCACCGCUUCGACAUCCAGGUGCAGUCCUCCAGGGUCUACUUCGUGGCCUGCACCAUCGCCUACGGCAUCGGUCUCCUGGUGACGUUCAUGGCGCUGGCCCUCAUGCAGCGCGGCCAGCCUGCCCUCCUCUACCUGGUGCCCUGCACGCUCGUCACCAGCUGCGCCCUGGCGCUAUGGCGCAGGGAGCUGGGCAUGUUCUGGACGGGCAGCGGCUUUGCGGUGAAUACCAGUUUGCUAUGA
Messenger RNA from Lipotes vexillifer (Yangtze River dolphin), 1353 nucleotides. RefSeq names its product signal peptide peptidase-like 2B. Gene Ontology annotation, molecular function: aspartic endopeptidase activity, intramembrane cleaving. NCBI's taxonomy places the organism in Eukaryota, Metazoa, Chordata, Mammalia, Artiodactyla, Lipotidae. Gene Ontology annotation, cellular component: lumenal side of endoplasmic reticulum membrane; cytoplasmic side of endoplasmic reticulum membrane; lysosomal membrane. The record is from RefSeq and is a predicted model, not a curated record. Gene Ontology annotation, biological process: membrane protein proteolysis.